Messenger RNA from Triticum aestivum (bread wheat), 1146 nucleotides. RefSeq names its product ribonuclease 1. NCBI's taxonomy places the organism in Eukaryota, Viridiplantae, Streptophyta, Magnoliopsida, Poales, Poaceae. Gene Ontology annotation, cellular component: extracellular region. Gene Ontology annotation, molecular function: RNA binding; ribonuclease T2 activity. Bases 158 to 883 code for a protein of 241 amino acids. The record is from RefSeq and is a predicted model, not a curated record. Gene Ontology annotation, biological process: RNA catabolic process. The transcript has 2 exons.
UUCCGCCCGAAUAUCUAUCUUAUUAUUAGUACCAUAUAUAAUACUUUGUCGCGUGUUGCAUGAAGUUGUUACAUUACGCCCCUAAAAAAAGUUGUUACAUUACGUCGUCCUAUAAGUAGCUGCGCGAUAGCUGCGGCUACACAUCUCAUAGUUGAAGAUGAAGCUUGUCGUUGUGCUCUCGGCCCUGCUCCUGCUUUCUCUCGUCGCCGUCUCAUCCGCCGAGGAAUUCGAUUUCUUCUACCUUGUUCAGCAAUGGCCAGGGUCCUUCUGUGACACGAAGAAGGGGUGCUGCUUCCCGGACACCGGCAAGCCGGCGACGGACUUCGGCAUCCACGGGCUAUGGCCCAACUACGCCAAGUGCAAGACCCGCGGCGAGCUCGACGGCGCCCUGGAGAUGGUGACCAAGCGCAAGAAGAAGUGCUGGCCGGAGAACUGCAACAGCGAGCGCCUCAAGCUCUGGGAGAUCAAGGACCUGGUGACGGAGCUGGACGCCAACUGGCCGACGCUAGCGUGCAAGGGCGGCAAGAGCAUCGAGUUCUGGACCCACGAGUGGGAGAAGCACGGCACCUGCUCCAACCUGGACCAGCACGGCUACUUCGCGACGGCGCUCGGCUUCAAGGCCCGCCACAACCUCACCGGCAUCCUCGCCGACGCCGGGAUCGUGCCGUCGGACAGUGAGACCUACUUCCUCAGCAGCAUCAGGGACGCCAUCAAGCAGGGGACCGGGUUCACGGCGAACCUGGAGUGCAACCGCGGCGUCGCCGGCGAGACGCAGCUGUUCCAGGUGUACCAGUGCAUCGACCGCGCCGGGGAGAACCUCAUCGACUGCCCGCUGCCGAUGCAGGGCAACUGCAAAGACAGGGUCCAGCUGCCGGCCUUCUGAUUAAAAUUUUGAAUUCUGAUUGAACACCCGUUGCCGACUUGCCGCCGUCCGUCGGGGUGUGGUGCGGCGGCCGAUUGGCUCGACGCGUCCCGGCCGGCCGCCUGCACGGCGCGCGCGUGGAUUACGUGAUGGAUGUACCUUUGUGUUUGUUAUUGGUUCAGUUAAAAUGCCGUCACAGUCCCGAGUUCUGGGCAUCGACGUAACGUUUACUAUUAAUUCCUGAUCUGAUCAGGCGAAUAAAGACUUUUAAUCUUGCCUUUUCA